AUGACUACGCAUGAGCAUUUAACACUUUUGCAAAAAGAGGUUGUCGAUAUAAUGUUGGCCCAAUAUAAUGCUCUGAAUAAAGCUUUUAAUUAUCCAAAUAUAGUCUUUUUGUUUUUGGAAUAUUAUAACACAAACUUGCAGGCAUAUUUAGACCAUGAGAAUGUUGAAUGACAGGAAUUAAAAGUAGAUUUUUAUCACGCUUAUAACACUUAUAGUAAAAAUGAAUUUAAAAACACUAUGAUUAUCAAAGAUUGUAUAAACAAAAAAAGCAUUGGGCUAAAUGCUACGUUUUAA
Messenger RNA from Blepharisma stoltei, 294 nucleotides. The record is from the annotation of a GenBank genome assembly. NCBI's taxonomy places the organism in Eukaryota, Ciliophora, Heterotrichea, Heterotrichida, Blepharismidae.